UCAUAUUGAAAUUUAUCAAUUUAAUAAAUCUGCGAAAAUUGACUGGCUCCGGUAACUGUAGCUCGGACAUGAAUGAAACGAUAGUGGCGGUCGAUAUGCAACAACAUCCUCUCUCUGGUUGACCUCUGGUAUUGCAGCAUUAUGGCUGAAUCACUUGAACAUGUGGUACCAGACCUGGUUUUGGAGAAGUUAGACUCCCUCUUAGCCCAAGGAAUUGGCCUCGAAAAGAGAUUGGACGUCGGAAGCGAGCUAAAACUGCUUCGAGCCACCUUGUCCACCAUCCAAGACCUGGUCUUAGUAGCUGAGGGGCAACCCACACAGAAAACGGAAGGCUCUGAGCUCGGAAUUUGGCUGUACGACAUCACGCAGGCUAUGGACUCUAUGCCAAGUUUGCUGGAUGAAUUGCAGCUCGAAGUUUUAGGGAGAAAAGCGGCACAAAGGACGAGGCCUGGGAGCAUUAAAAGAGAGGUACGCAGUUUGUUCUCAAGAUCAAAUUUACUUGCAUCCACGAUUUCCCACAUCAAAGAGGUCAGGAUGAAGCUAGAGAAGAUUGCAUCUCAAAAGCCAAAUUUUAAUUCCACUGUGUAUGCUAAAAGAGUUGUAGAUAUGCAUGUGAGACCCAGACAUGUAGACAUGUAUGUGAAGCCCAGGAAGAGGGGGAUGGCGCAAUUCUCUAUUGGUGCUACAGAUAUUAUUGGGAGAGACCAGGAGAAGAAAAAUAUUAUCCAGCUCUUGAUGCAUUCAGGAGAUGGUGAGAAUGUUUCUGUCCUUCCCAUUGUUGGAGUUGGAGGUAUAGGCAAGACAACUCUGGUGAGAUGGGUGUAUGAUGAUGUACAGAUAGCUACACAUUUUCAAAAAAGAAUGUGGGUUUAUGCCUCAGAAAGCUUUAAUAUCACGAAGAUAAUUAAGGAAAUGAUUUAUUCUGCAACUGGUGAAAAGUGUGGCAAUUUAACCUUAGAUCAAUUGCAAACUCUUCUAAGACGUAUCCUAGAUGGGAAAAGGUUCUUGCUCAUCCUGGAUGACGUAUGGAAUAGAGAUCGCGAAAAAUGGCUUAAGCUGAGAGCCUUGCUAAUGGGUGGUGGUCAUGGGAGUAAAAUCGUCGUGACUACUCGUAAGAUAGGGGUCGGACCGAUAAUGGGUACUAUUCAGACGUAUGUGUUGAGCCCUCUUCCUCCUGAGGAGAGCUGGUCUUUGUUUCUGAAACACGCAUGUGUGGAAAGGGUAGAAGGAGAGUCUUCAAAUCUAAUGGAAUUUGGGUACCAAGUUGUGGAAAAAUGUGGAGGAAUUCCUAUACAAGUGAGAAUGUCGGGAAACUUAAUGUAUUCUGCAAAGGAGACAGAGGAUUGGACAUCUAUGAGAGAUAAUGGAAUAUGGAGCUCAGAGCAUUUACCAGCGCUGAAGUUGAGUUAUGAAAAGUUGCCAUCUCACUUAAAACCCUGCUUCACUUUUUGUUCAAUCUUCCCAAAAAAUUCUGAAAUUCGUAGUGAUGAUCUGGUUCAGCUGUGGAUUAUGCAUGACUUGAUAAAACCAAUAUCAAAUCAAGGUGGUAAAGAGAUGGAAGAUAUUGGCGAGGAGUACAUCAAGGAAUUAUAUGAGAGAUCCUUCUUUCAAGAUUUUGAAAAAAGAGAGCAUGGGGCUUGUUUCAGAAUUAGAAUGCACGAUCUUGUACAUGAUCUUGCAGCGUCCCUGGCACAGCAAGAGAACAUUAUGCUGACUUUUGCUGCAAAAAAUAUCUCCAGAAAGAUCCGACAUGUGUCGUUUUCUGAUGAAGAUUGGUCAGGGCAUGAACAGAAAGUUCUAAAUUUUUUAGGGAAGCUGACUGAUGUUCAAACCAUUUUGUUCCCAGUUGAUGGAGUGGGGCUCAACAAUGAAUCAAUUGUCAAUACUUGCAUUGAGAGGUUCAAAUCAAUGCAGGUUCUCGAUUUGAGUGAUUCAAGAUUUGAGGCACUGCCAGAGUCCAUUACUAGUCUAAAAAAUCUGAGAUUUCUCAGUUUAAAGAGGAAUGAUAGGAUCAUGAAACUCCCUGAUUCCAUUUCCCGGUUGAAGAAUUUGCGUGCAUUGAUGCUUGGAGGAUGUUCAGAACUUUCAAAUUUGCCAAAAGAUAUGGAGCUUAUGAUCAACCUGAGGCAUUUGGAAAUAACCACGAAAGAGGAGGCUUUGCCUGCGUUGAAUUCCUUCAAGUCUCUCAGAUAUUUGGGGGUUGUAGGAUGUGUCAAUUUGAAAUCUCUGUUUUUAGGGAGGGAAACCUUCACUGCCCUUGGAACAUUGUUCAUUCACAGAUGUCCAAGUUUGGUUUCUCUGCCAUGUGGCGUCAGACACCUAUCUGCUUUAAAGAUUCUGAGAAUCGAUGAUUGUGGGACACUUGAUUUGCUGGAUGGUGAUGAUGACAACGUUCCAGGCUUGAAGAGUCUCAAGCUCUUGGUGAUUGUGAAGUUACCAAGGUUGACGACUUUGCCCAAGUGGAUUCUUCAGGCAGCUGCUUCUCCUUUCAACACUCUGUCAUGCAUAGUCAUUGAAGCCUGUCCCAACUUUAGAGGAUUGCCACAGGAGGUGCUGCAAAAGUUGGAUUCCUAUCCGAAAUUUAAGAUCGAAGAUUGUCCUAAAUCAAUUGUUUCUACCCAGAUGCACAUGUUGGUGACAAAAAAAAAAAGAAAUCAACCACCGAAUGUUUCGGAAGUAUGCCCAUGCGCAGAACAGUGAGUCAGCUAAAGCUUUGGAGGAAGUAUACAAGAACUAAUUCUUCUCCUGAACUCCAUAAUGACAGUCUUGAAGGAUGGAAAGGCCCAUGACUGCUGGAAUGAUUAGAUUUUCCUCUAAACAUGUAGAAGUGCUUAAAGUAGUUUCGCAUAAAUAUUGUCUGUUCUAAACUCAAAGGGUUCUCCUGACAUGUCGUGUCCCAUAGGAUUAACUAUGAUGCCAUUUGUAAUGGUUUGCUCCCAACCACUUCUCGCAGCUCUCAUGAAACUUUUUUUUCCUUUUUGAUGUGGGAUAUUACAAGAAUGCUAGUUUCGUCAA
Vitis vinifera (wine grape) is the source of this 3015-nucleotide messenger RNA. RefSeq names its product putative disease resistance protein RGA3. Gene Ontology annotation, molecular function: ADP binding. Gene Ontology annotation, biological process: defense response to other organism. The record is from RefSeq and is a predicted model, not a curated record. NCBI's taxonomy places the organism in Eukaryota, Viridiplantae, Streptophyta, Magnoliopsida, Vitales, Vitaceae. The transcript is spliced from 2 exons. The coding region runs from base 142 to 2700 and encodes 852 amino acids.